AUGGCGAGCGCCAAUGGCACCACCGUCCAGAAGCGAAUCUUUCCUUUUCUGCGCAACCAGAGCCCCGGGGACAAGACCAUGAAGGCCCUGCUGGGCGGCAAGGGCGCCAACCUGUGCGAGAUGGCGCGCCUGGGCGUGAACAUCCCGGCCGGCUUCACCAUCACCACGGAGGUCUGCCAGGAGUUCUACCGCGUCGAAUUCCACUGGCCAGUGUGCUGA
Messenger RNA from Monoraphidium neglectum, 219 nucleotides. Its product is annotated as Pyruvate, phosphate dikinase 1. Gene Ontology annotation, biological process: phosphorylation; pyruvate metabolic process. The record is from RefSeq and is a predicted model, not a curated record. Bases 1 to 219 code for a protein of 72 amino acids. The transcript is spliced from 3 exons. Gene Ontology annotation, molecular function: pyruvate, phosphate dikinase activity; kinase activity; ATP binding. NCBI's taxonomy places the organism in Eukaryota, Viridiplantae, Chlorophyta, Chlorophyceae, Sphaeropleales, Selenastraceae.